CCCUUCCAGGCCACCAUAAAACGGAAGUAGGUGACAUAGCUCCUCCCAGGGUGCAGCGUCACGUGGUUUUCAAGAGCCGCCGAAAUGUCUGAUACUUCUGCCCUGGAGAGCCUCAUAGAAAUGGGUUUCACCCAAAAUAGAGCUAAAAAGGCUCUUGCUGCCACUGGGAAUCAGGGGAUAGAGUCCGCCAUGGACUGGCUGGUGGAGCAUGAAGACGAUCCUGAUAUCGAAGAAGAAGUAGAAACAAGUGAACCUGUUCCUGAAGAAACUGAGAGUGCAGAAAUGACAGAAGACAUGGAUACAAGUGCAGGGAGAGCUUUUUUGACUGAAGAGGAAAAAGAAAAGCAGACAAAAAGGAUGAUGGAGCUAAUUGCUCAAAAGCAAAGGGAGCGCGAGGAGCGAGAAAAGAGAGAAAAGAUCGAGCAGGAGAAGCAGAGACGGAAACAGGGACAAGAACUGUCAGCAAUCAAACAAAGGCUACAGGAGCAAGAGAUGCAGAAAUUAGCAGACGAUAGGAGAAAAGAAAAACAGGAGGAAUUAAAAGCCAGGGAGCGUGUUAGAGAGAAAAUUGCACGAGAUAAAGCAGAGCGAGCAAGAAAGUUUGGGGGUGCAACGGCUGAACCAGUGUCUCCUCCAGCAGAGACCCCCAUUCCAGCUUCCGCACUGUCACCGUCUUCCCCAACACAAGAACCACCAGUUAAGAAAGAAUAUGAUCAAUGCCGUAUUCAGAUACGUCUUCUGGAUGGCUCAGCCUUGUCUCAGACGUUCCGUGCUCGUGAACAGUUAGCUGCAGUACGGGUAUACGUGGAACUUAAUUGGCCUGGUGGUGCAGGAGAACCUUUUAACCUCCUGACAACUUUCCCACGGAGGGUCUUCACAGAAGAUGACAUGGAGAAGCCUUUGCAGGAACUAGGUUUGGUGCCUUCAGCUGUGCUAAUUGUUGCAAAAAAAUAAGGUUACACCUGACUCUUAUCCAUAUCAAAACCACCAAAUGUAGAUACUACCCCCAAGAAGCAAAGAAAACCACAGAAGAAAUCCGAGACCCCUCAUUCCACCCCAAGAAAACAGAGACCCCUCAAGGAACACACAAGACUGGUUCCCCUAACAAUUAUGUCUUAUGCAGUAGUGUUUAUUCAGCCGGACAAAUAAACCAGUCUAAUUUUGUGUGAAAAAUA
Pelobates fuscus (common spadefoot toad) is the source of this 1175-nucleotide messenger RNA. RefSeq names its product UBX domain protein 1 (gene UBXN1). Bases 85 to 954 code for a protein of 289 amino acids. Gene Ontology annotation, biological process: negative regulation of protein K48-linked deubiquitination; negative regulation of protein ubiquitination; negative regulation of proteasomal ubiquitin-dependent protein catabolic process. Gene Ontology annotation, cellular component: nucleus; cytoplasm. The record is from RefSeq and is a predicted model, not a curated record. NCBI's taxonomy places the organism in Eukaryota, Metazoa, Chordata, Amphibia, Anura, Pelobatidae. Gene Ontology annotation, molecular function: K48-linked polyubiquitin modification-dependent protein binding. The transcript is spliced from 10 exons.